Echinostoma caproni is the source of this 315-nucleotide messenger RNA. NCBI's taxonomy places the organism in Eukaryota, Metazoa, Platyhelminthes, Trematoda, Plagiorchiida, Echinostomatidae. The record is from the annotation of a GenBank genome assembly.
GUAGAGGAAUGCUCCUGGAUGUUGGAAGAUGGGCUAACCAUAUGUAUUAGUUUGGAAAAGAUCAACAAAAUGGAGUGGUGGUCUCGGAUUUGUGACGGGGAACCAGAAAUCAACACUCGUAAAGUGCAGCCAGAAAAUUCCAAACUGUCCGAUCUGGACGGGGAGACACGUUCAAUGGUGGAGAAAAUGAUGUACGAUCAACGUCAGCGUGAGAUGGGUCUACCCACCUCGGAGGAUCAGAAGAAGCAAGAAAUGUUGAAAAAAUUCAUGGCUGCACAUCCAGAAAUGGACUUUUCCAAAUGUAAAUUCAAUUAA